AAAAUGUCCGCCAUCAUCCCUUGAUCACUCACACAAUUCCAAUUGGAAUACCACUGAACCCUCGAGCCCCUCGCGGGAGCGCGCCCGUGAGUGCAGGAGUGCUCAAGUGUUCCAUUUGGGAUUCGACCAACUUCUGGGUUGUAGCCUCAGGACCGUCAUGCAACGCGUCACAUCGACACGGCGAAACAACGUGAAAUCGGACGUAAUGUUUGUGUUGCUCCACCAUUCUUCAGACCCUUCCAGUUUUCUGUGACUUUUAUAACAAAUCCUUGAUUGAAAGGCACCUUCUGACGUCAACCAGCACUGGAUUACUCCUUUAUUUUUCCUUUACCUGAAGAGCUGCCAUUUAGUUGGACAUGUCGGAUAAGGAGGUCGGUCAAGGGAACGAGAGUCCGGGUGAAAAGGGCUUCCGGACUCCGGGACUGAGGGGGGCACAGACCACCACGCUGUUCCGCGCUGUGAACCCUGAACUCUUCAUAAAACCUAAUAAACCUGUAAUGGCCUUUGGAUUAGUGGCGAUAACUUUGUGUGUGGGAUACCUGGGUUACCUGCAUGCGAAGAAAGAAAAUGACCAGCAGCUUUACGAAGCCAUUGACAGCCAAGGAGAGAGAUACAUGAAGAGAAAAACCUCCAAAUGGGACUGAGGACACUGGAUGUUGUGCAAUACUGUGUGUUAAUGAAAGAGAAAAUAUAUUUAUGUAAAUAAAGGGCAGAUGAAUGAAAACAACACCGACUUCAAG
Melanotaenia boesemani (Boeseman's rainbowfish) is the source of this 740-nucleotide messenger RNA. RefSeq names its product small integral membrane protein 8 (gene smim8). The record is from RefSeq and is a predicted model, not a curated record. The transcript is spliced from 2 exons. Bases 357 to 644 code for a protein of 95 amino acids. Lineage: Eukaryota; Metazoa; Chordata; Actinopteri; Atheriniformes; Melanotaeniidae.